AUGGCCCAUACUCCAUGGCCAGCUAACUUCCUUGUUGCCUAUGAUACAUUAUCAGACAUUUACAGGCAUGCUUAUCACAUUCUGAAACACGAGGAUGCAGACCCUCUUCAGCUCACAUAUCAUUUAGAAGCCAUAACAGCUGAUGCUAUACCAUUACUCGAAGCAUUUGAAGUUGAUCCUCGAGGAUUGGAAGUGUGGGACUGGCUAUCUGAUGCAGCUACUUUACUGGGGAACUUGUCUGUCCAACUAUCGUCAUUUCGACAAAAUAUUGAGACUCGGGUGGAUGGUGAUAUUGUAUUUGCCAAACCUGUGACCUUGUCAUGA
Suillus subaureus is the source of this 324-nucleotide messenger RNA. RefSeq lists its product as uncharacterized. The record is from RefSeq and is a predicted model, not a curated record. NCBI's taxonomy places the organism in Eukaryota, Fungi, Basidiomycota, Agaricomycetes, Boletales, Suillaceae. The coding region runs from base 1 to 324 and encodes 107 amino acids. The transcript is spliced from 2 exons.